GGGCUUAAAACCCCCCGGCGGAGGAGCAUCGCGCGUGCGGCUCGCGCUCCGUCUGCAGCCAAGAGGACGGCAGCUCGCGCGAGCUCCGGUCAAUAAAGACCCCCCCCCCCCCCCUUCUCCUCCUCCUCCUCCGCCUCCGCCCGUCGCCGCCCCCUCUCUCACGACCGGAGCAUGACUCCUCACACGUUCCGCCAGGACUGAAGGGAGGACGAGGACGAGGACGACCCGCGCCAACAUGGCUUCGUACCUGCAGAUCGCCGAUGACGAGAAAGGCCAUGAUCUGAAUCUUUUCUGUAUUCCCAGACAUUAUGAAAACGAUUUGGACAAAGUGAUCAUCCCCCAUGGACUCAUCAUGGACAGGACAGAGCGACUGGCUCGCGACAUCAUCCAGGACAUGGGCGGACACCACAUCGUGGCUUUGUGCGUGUUGAAAGGCGGCUACAAGUUCUUUGCAGACCUGCUGGACUACAUCAAAGCACUGAACCAGAACAGUGAUAAAUCAGUGCCGCUGACGGUGGAUUUCAUUAGGGUGAAGAGUUACUGUAAUGAGAAGUCCACCAACAGCGUCAAAGUCAUCGGAGGGGACGAGCUGUCCCAUCUCGCUGGCAAGAAUGUUUUGAUUGUGGAGGACAUUGUGGAAACGGGACGGACGAUGCAGACGCUGCUCUCACUGCUGAGCGAAUGCAAUCCCAAGAUGGUUAAAGUUGUGAGUCUUCUAGUGAAGAGGACCCCGAGGAGUUCUGGGUACAGGCCGGACUACAUCGGCUUUGAGGUACCGGAUGGUUUUCUGGUGGGUUAUGCUUUGGACUACAAUGAGUACUUCAGGGAUCUCAGUCACAUCUGCAUACUGAAUGAUCACGCUAAGGAGAAGUACAGAGUGUGACCACGCUUGGCAAGACUGGGACCACUGUGACCCUCCUCAGCUUUGCUGUGUUUUCAAUCUUAUUUUUCUAAGAAAUCCUCAAAAUGUGACUUAAGGAUUGUAAAUAAAUUCAAGAAGCACAUUUCCUUUGCCCCCGACAGAAUGGGAUCAAUUAUGUAUAUUCCGGAUAUUUUGGUUGUUAAUUUUUUAUUUAUUUAUUUAUUCACUCGUGUAUAAACUUGACAUGUAAAUGACAGUUUUAUCUUAGGUACAAAAAAUAAUUUCAUCAAUUUAAGGAACAGGUCUGAAGCUUUAUGUUCAGUCAGAUGAUAGUUUUUCGUUGUUGUUUGUACAUAUAACGCUGACAUGGCCAAUGACUAACCUGGAAUGUACUGUAUGUUUUAUUUCAUAUCUGAUGUUCGACCUGUUUAAAGCAAUAUUACCAUGA
Molecule: messenger RNA, 1310 nt
Organism: Betta splendens (Siamese fighting fish)
Lineage: Eukaryota; Metazoa; Chordata; Actinopteri; Anabantiformes; Osphronemidae
Gene: hprt1l
Product: hypoxanthine phosphoribosyltransferase 1, like
Exons: 9
Coding region: 236-883 (215 amino acids)
Biological process (GO): IMP salvage; GMP salvage; guanine salvage
Molecular function (GO): hypoxanthine phosphoribosyltransferase activity; magnesium ion binding
Source: RefSeq, a predicted model, not a curated record